UGAGCUUGCAACCGCGUCGCUUCGACUCUUCUCCCCGUCGUCUCGUCUGGUCCGCCUGCCCCGAAAUCACCUCCGCACGGCACUACCUCCGUCGCGAAGCAACCGCAGCCGCGGCUGCUUCUUCUCCGUCCCCGAGCUCAGCCGCGCCCUCGUCCGCUCCUCCUCCGAUUCGUGCUCGUACGGCUGUAGUGGUAGACGGCCGGCGAAUAGUGCAGAUUUCUCUAUACGAUGAGCUGGAGAAUUCCUCUCUUCGGCUCUCAGCAGCAGCAAACAGACCCAAAUUUCCAGGACAUACCUACGCAAUCUUGGUACCCUCCGUCGGUGGUAGGCUCAUCUUCACGUCCAUCGACACCUACCUCUUCUAGUGCUAGCCCACAUCAAAGAGCUUCAGAUCAUCCUCAGUCUUCAUCCCGUGGGCAACCAUCUCCUGCUGAGGCUGCAGGGAUAAUUGCUCGUUUGAAAGAUAAGAGUAUUGAGGAGUUACAGAGGCUAUUGAAAGACAAAGAGGCAUAUAAUGCAUUCUUUAAUUCACUCGAUCAAGUUAAAACCCAGAACAAUGUACGUGACGAGCUUAGAAAGGAGACAGCGCAACUUGCAAGGGAAAAUUUAGAAAAGGAGCAGCGGAUUUUGGAGCUCCGUAAUCAGUGCACAAUAAUAAGAACCACAGAACUGGCUGCUGCUCAAGAUAGGUUAACUGAUUUGGAGAGGCAGAAGGAUGAUAUUAUGAGGUCCUAUUCCCCUGCUGCGCUGCUCGACAAGCUCCAAACAUCAAUGGCAAAGCUGGACGAGGAGUCCGAGGAGCUGCACCAGAAGUUCCUGGAGAAGGACAUCGACCUGCCUACCUUUGUGCAGAAGUACAAGAAGCUCCGCACCGCCUACCACAAGCAGGCGCUGCUUCAUCUCGCCGGCCAGACAUCACUCCGCUGACACCCGACAUCUGUACGUAGGCUGUCUUGCCGGACAGACGAUGGCGGCAACUUUGUUGUAUACCUGCUCGCCCAUUCUUUUCCUACACUCUGCUUGGCCCUGUUUUUGAGUGCAGCGUGCGUGUUGUAGGGCUUGCCAAACAUCAAAUGGAGACUGCAUGUAUAGUUAUAUCUGAAGCGUUUUACCUGCCGAGUGACCAGGUUGGAUUUACGCGCGGUAAUCAAAACCCAUUUGCCUUA
Molecule: messenger RNA, 1166 nt
Organism: Panicum hallii
Lineage: Eukaryota; Viridiplantae; Streptophyta; Magnoliopsida; Poales; Poaceae
Product: vacuolar protein-sorting-associated protein 37 homolog 1-like
Exons: 8
Coding region: 229-927 (232 amino acids)
Biological process (GO): ubiquitin-dependent protein catabolic process via the multivesicular body sorting pathway; protein targeting to vacuole; protein targeting to membrane
Cellular component (GO): ESCRT I complex
Source: RefSeq, a predicted model, not a curated record